ACAAUUCUAGAUUUCCUCUUGCAACAUGAAGUUCCAGAACCCUUCAUUUCGAGAGAGGCAAUAAAAAGGCAUGGGCAGAGAAGGGAGAGGGGAAAGACAACAAUUCUAGAGAAAGUCAGGAAUUUAUACAAAUUAAAAUGGUGGAUGUUGAACUGCUCUUUCCUCCUUGACAGAACUCUUCCAAUGGGCUCCCCCACAAAGGUGGCAUCCAGGUACCAUUCUUCGGAGCCUGUCUUUGGAGCAUUGGCCAGCGGAGUUAUCCAAGAUGCUUUCCUUCACAUGGCCAGGGAGAAUGAGCAGUAUCUGACCGAACUGUGCGGAGAGGCAGGCUGCUUUAAAGAGACACAGAUCGUGGAAUUUGUGUUUCUUCUAUCCGAAAAAUGGAGCCUGACUGAAUCGGCAAGAUACCAAGCCAUAGAAAUAUUUGAAAGGUUCAUGCUUACACUCAUUAAAGAGGCUUCUCAUGUCACGGGAACAAAGGAGGAAGACAGCAAGUGGGCCUCAGUGAAACAGCAGAUUGAGAGCACAUAUGUGCUGCGCCUGGUCUCUUGCAUCCAGCUUGCCAGCAAGCUGUCCUUCCAUUAUAGUAUAGUUAAUAACAACACGGUUCUGAGGUUUCUGAAGUCUUUGGGCUUCUCCUAUACCACAGAAGAACUACUGGAAUCCGAACUGGCCAUCUUGAAGGCUCUGCAUUUCCAAAUCAAUGUUCCAGCCCCUUUUGCUUAUGUUGAAAUGCUGCUGGAGGUUUUAGGGUACAAUGGCUACAUGCUGCCCACAAAACAGCUGCUUGAAAUGUGCAGACAUUUGCUGGGUUUAACGUACCUCUUGCGGAGCAGCGUUUAUGACACCUUGCUGAAGACUUCGAUUAAAAACUCCUCUCCGAAUGAGCUCCAGCUGGAAGUUCUGGGAAGUGACAAGCUAGAAAUGAAUUCAGUCUGGGCGAAGUUUCUGCCAGUGAAGGAAGAUCUCAUGCUAUUGGCCGUCGGAGUCAUUGGGGCAAGCUCUUUCCUCCUGAAUCCCGAGGGCUUGAAUCAGGUUACGGAGUACCUCAGCGACACCACAGGCAUCAGUCGGCAAGACAUUAUUGAGGCAGUCUAACGCAAUUCUGAAGCACAGCGUGGCGGCGCUGUGGGCCGACGACUAUUUUCUUCCACCUUCAUCCCCUGCCCUCCAAACAUCAUGCUGCCACAAUUCAUUUGGGGCUCUCAAAGAGAUUUGUUGUGCUCCAAAGAAACAAGGCAACCAGUUAUAUUAAAUGUGAAUGCUUACCUCACAGGCCGUUGUCCUGUUACCGGUAACCUUUUGAGAAGGCCUGGGGUGGGCACUUAAAGAGGACACUUAAAAGGGGCCUUAGGCCUACAACCAGUGAGGCCUUGCACAGUUACAACACUGGUGAAGAAACAUGGCUCCUGAGGGCAACACUGAGAUGUGUGUGCUCCCGCAACAGGAGAAGAAGUUUCUUCUGAAGGCCUCCCUGGAAGGCAGAAGUCUCAGUGUAAGUGGAUGAACUCAUUCACAAUGGAAGAGGAAACAUUAAUGC
Molecule: messenger RNA, 1540 nt
Organism: Lacerta agilis (Sand lizard)
Lineage: Eukaryota; Metazoa; Chordata; Lepidosauria; Squamata; Lacertidae
Gene: CNTD1
Product: cyclin N-terminal domain containing 1
Biological process (GO): reciprocal meiotic recombination
Cellular component (GO): site of double-strand break
Source: RefSeq, a predicted model, not a curated record